Molecule: messenger RNA, 1514 nt
Organism: Budorcas taxicolor (takin)
Lineage: Eukaryota; Metazoa; Chordata; Mammalia; Artiodactyla; Bovidae
Gene: AUH
Product: AU RNA binding methylglutaconyl-CoA hydratase
Exons: 10
Coding region: 1-1020 (339 amino acids)
Biological process (GO): fatty acid beta-oxidation
Cellular component (GO): mitochondrion
Molecular function (GO): enoyl-CoA hydratase activity
Source: RefSeq, a predicted model, not a curated record
AUGGCGGUGGCGGCUUCCGCGGCACCUGGGGCCUUGGGCACUUUGCAAGCCAGCCGUGCCCGCUUGGUGGCCGCUUGCUGUGCGCGGCUAGGCCCCAGGUGGAGGCUGCCCGGCUCCUGGACGUGCCCGCGGGUCGAUUCGACGAUAUGGGCCCGGGGCUGGACGCCCGCGGCCGGGGGAGCGGCCUGGCAGAGGGGCUACAGCGCAGAGGUGAAGACUGAGGACGAGCUGCGGGUGCGGUACCUGGAGGAGGAGAACCGAGGAAUUGUGGUGCUUGGAAUAAACAGAGCCUAUGCCAAAAAUUCAUUGAGUAAAAACCUUAUAAAAAUGCUUUCAAAAGCUGUGGAUGCUUUAAAAUCUGAUAAGAAAGUACGGACCAUAAUAGUCAGAAGUGAAGUCCCUGGGAUAUUCUGUGCUGGUGCUGAUCUUAAGGAAAGAGCCAAAAUGAGUUCCAGUGAAGUUGGUCCUUUUGUCUCCAAAAUAAGAGCAAUGAUUAAUGAAAUUGCUAAUCUUCCAGUGCCAACCAUUGCAGCAAUUGAUGGACUUGCUUUAGGUGGUGGACUUGAACUGGCUUUAGCCUGUGAUAUAAGAGUAGCAGCUUCCUCUGCAAAAAUGGGCCUGGUUGAGACAAAGUUGGCAAUUAUUCCUGGUGGAGGGGGAACGCAGCGACUGCCGCGUGCCAUUGGGAUGUCCCUGGCGAAAGAGCUCAUCUUCUCUGCGCGUGUGCUUGAUGGCCAAGAAGCCAAGUCAGUGGGCUUGAUCAGCCAUGUUCUAGAACAGAACCAGGAGGGGGACGCCGCCUACAGAAAAGCCUUGGACCUAGCAAGAGAGUUUUUACCUCAGGGACCUGUUGCAAUGAGAGUGGCAAAAUUAGCAAUUAAUCAAGGAAUGGAGGUUGAUUUAGUAACAGGAUUAGCCAUAGAAGAAGCAUGUUAUGCUCAGACUAUUCCAACAAAAGACAGACUUGAAGGUCUUCUUGCUUUUAAAGAAAAAAGGACCCCUCGCUAUAAAGGAGAAUAGAAGGAACAGAAAUCUUUAAAAUGCCAAUGUAAUAAAUAAUACUCCUGGAAGUACCUUUCAGAUCCACAUAUGCCUCAGCACCUGGAGUUGCAGUGACCAAAGUGAAGAACGAGUUAUCUGUACUGAAUUAAGUAUCUGGAGUGGGCCCAUCUGCGUACUUUGUUCAAAUAUGUAUCAUCAUACUCAUUCAGAUUUGUAAGCUAGUUGUGUGUACUGUCAAAAACACCAAUUCAAAAUUAGGUAUACGUUUUUAAAUACCUCCUGCAUAUGAGGCUUUCUGUUCUUAAUUUUUUUAUGUGAAUAAUUUAUAUAUUAUACACUCUAGGAAAAAAUAUUGAUUGUAUGUCUCCUGUGCUAUAGUAUGAAAAUAAAUUUUAUUUCUAUACACCAAAAAUGUGAAGUUAUACCAAAUAAAGUUUCUAAGGGAUUGUAUAUACAUGCACCUACAGACUUACAUCAUACUGAAAAAGGAGUUGAUAGGAUUCUGAGUGAAA